CUGUAAGCUAAGCUGAUGUAACUUCCUGGUGUUGGCGGACAUGUUGAGCUUUGUCGGAGACCUAUUCAGACCUAGAAGCCAAAUAGGGCUAUAACAAGAUACAUAAAGGUUUGACAAGGAGAGGGCAUACACACAAGAAUUAUUUUGCUUUCCGUGUGUGAAUGCAGAAAAAAAGAACACUUGUUGAGUAAAUUUUACAAGAUGAGCUCACCAUCUCUCCAAGAAUCAUAUGACAGCGAUAACACAGGGGAGGUAGCUCCAGACCUCGAUGACUCGGGCAGCACCUCGGGAAGUGACGUGGAGGGGGAGGAGGAGGAAGAAAAGGCGGUGUGUAUAAACAAUGACUUUGACCCUGGUUUGGAGGCCCUGUACCAGCAACAGAGUUCUCGUAAGACGAUCACAGAAGACCAACUGAGGACAGAUGAAGGUUUACCAGGUGGAGCUGACUGUGCUGCUGUGAUGCUAGGUGACAGGGACGAACUAACAACCACAGAUGAUGCAGCUGAAAAUUGCCACUGCGACAGUGGAAAGACGCACCGAUCACGAUCUCCUUCGUGUUUGCAAGGGGCCGUGGCAAUAACGCAAGUUGAAGGACAACACUUGUCACGUGCUAUAGAAGAAUCAGUCAGCAACGCGUUGUCAUCAGUGGAUACAGAACGGCGUGUAACAAAUAUAGUAAUCAACAACCCACAGGUCCACUUAACAAAGAAAACAGAGGUCGCCAACCUUAACGCACGAUAUGCAACAGUGGGAGGUCAACAGGUGAUCCAGCCAUCAACGUCCACUGACGGUAGAGAAAGACAACAGAACGAUGAAACAAGACCAAGAAGGACCCCAAAAGACCCAGCAGUACAAAGGAUAAGAGAUGAGACAGUUUCAGAUAUCCAUACGUGGACAUCUGGCAUGAUCAAAACAGAGUUUGUUGAUGACAUCGUGAAGAAGAUGGACGCUGGACAAAACUGGAUCACAGUCACCGGAAAUGCUGGUGAUGGGAAGACAACAGUGGCCUACAUGGUGCUUCAUGAGAUGAUGAAACGAGGGCGAGAAGUGUUUCGAGUGAAGACAGUGGCGCAGUAUCACACCAUCACAAAGAAUACCCACCGAUGUGUCCUCAUGAUGAACGAUGUCAUAGGGGCCUUUGCUCUUGAUAAAAUAGCAUUCAGCAAAUGGAAACCUGUCAUAUUCGAUGUCAUGGAAAACAUAUCAAAGGCAAAAGAAUCUGGGCAGCGAAGUGGAGUCAUUUGUAUGUUGGUGCAAAGAUCAAAUAUCCUAAAUGAAGUUGAGCCUUGUCUUGAAAAACAUAAACGUUCCAUUCUUGGGGUCGAUGCUGUCACAAACCUAUCGUGUCUGCCUGUAGAGGAGAAGGCUCCGAUGCUAGACUAUCAUCUGAAACAGAAGAAUAUUAAAGACAUACCAGAAACUGAAAAAUUAAAAGUGAUUCAGAGCAGCAUACCAUAUGGAUUUCCACAUUGUUGCAAGCUGUUUGCUGAGAUGAAGUCGGAGGAGAAAUGUGUUGACAUUGCACAAUUUUUCUCCCACCCUCUUGAGAUUUUGGAUGCCACGACUGAUGUGUAUCUGGAUAAUGAAAAAGUAAAAGAUGUGUUCAAGACUCUCUUGAAAAGAGAUGGGCGACUUGAUACCAGUGAGAUAGAAGACGAUGACCAGCGCAGUGGUAUCAUUGAAGUAUCGGCUCCAUUAAUUGGUAGCUAUCUGUCAAACACCAACGGAGUAAUAACAUUUUCCCAUCCAUCAGUUUAUGAAAGUGUUGCAAACUGCAUAGGGAAACAUGAUGUGGUGUUCGCGAUCAAAUAUUUUGGUUUCUCUUUUAUAAUGGAGAAAAUGCGGUUUGCAGAGUCACAAAGCCAUGACAGUACAGUUUCAAGAAAUGUCUUUAAAAUAUCGCCAAACCAACAGAACAUCCAACGUCUUUGCGACAGGUUCACUCUUCCAGUGUUACACGGACGCUUUAAUGUGCUUCGUCAUCCCUUUUUUCAAAGCGAGAACUUUUGUCGGAUCUUCUUUACAUCCAUCAUUGAAAGGGAUAGCUUUUGGAAUAAUUUCAUCUGCUUGUGCUGCAAGCAAACAGGCAGACUGUCUAUCGAUGACAGGAAUGAAGACGGUGAGACUAUGUUGUUACAAGUUGCACAGUGUUGUAACACUACAUCUAUCCGUAUCCUCUUGGAAUGUGGAGCAAGUGUAAAUCGGGAAACCACGAACAUGAAGACAGCACUUCACUAUCUGUGUGAGAGUGGUGAUGUUGAUGCUAGUGUUGUAGAACUGAUGAUACAACAUGGCGCUGAUGUUAACAAGGCUGAUGUCUAUGAAAAGACAGCAUUUCACUAUUUGUGUGCGAGUGGUGAUGUUGAUGCUAGUGUUGUAGAACUGAUGAUACAACAUGGCGCUGAUGUUCACGAGGAUGAUUGGUAUGGAAAGACAGCACUUCACUAUCUGUGUGCGAGUGGUGGUGUUGAUGCUAGUGUUGUAGAACUGAUGAUACAACAUGGCGCUGAUGUUAACAAGGCUGAUGAUUUUGGAAACACAGCAUUUCACUUUCUGUGUGCGAGUGGUGGUGUUGAUGCUAGUGUUGUAGAACUGAUGAUACAACAUGGCGCUGAUGUUAACAAGGCUGAUAUGCGUAGAAAGACAGCAUUUCACUAUCUGUGUGAGAGUGGUGGUGUUGAUGCUAGUGUUAUAGAACUGAUGAUACAACAUGGCGCUGAUGUUAACAAGGCUGACAGAGAUGGAAAGACAGUACUUCACUAUCUGUGUGAGAGUGGUGGUGUUGAUGCUAGUGUUGUAGAACUGAUGAUACGACAUGGCGCUGAUGUUAACAAGGCUGAUACGCGAAGAAAGACAGCAUUUCACUUUCUGUGUGAGAGUGGUGGUGUUGAUGCUAGUGUUAUAGAACUGAUGAUACAACAUGGCGCUGAUGUUAACAAGGCUGACAGAGAUGGAAAGACAGUACUUCACUAUCUGUGUGAGAGUGGUGGUGUUGAUGCUAAUGUUGUAAAACUGAUGAUACAACAUGGCGCUGAUGUUAACAAGGCUGACAGAGAUGGAAAGACAGUACUUCACUAUCUGUGUGAGAGUGGUGGUGUUGAUGCUAGUGUUGUAGAACUGAUGAUACAACAUGGCGCUGAUGUUAACAAGGCUGAUGUCUAUGGAAAGACAGCAUUUCACUAUUUGUGUGCGAGUGGUGAUGUUGAUGCUAGUGUUGUAGAACUGAUGAUACAACAUGGCGCUUAUGUUAACAAGGCUUACAGAGAUGGGAAGACAGCACUUCACUAUUUGUCUGAGAGUGGUGAUGUUGAUGCAAGUGUUGGAGAACUGAUGAUACGACAUGGCGCUGAUGUUAACAAGGCUGACAGAGAUGGGAAGACAGCACUUCACUAUUUGUCUGAGAGUGGUGGUGUUGAUGCUAGUGUUAUAGAACUGAUGAUACAACAUGGCGCUGAUGUUAACAAGGCUGACAGAGAGGGAAAGACAGUACUUCACUAUCUGUGUGAGAGUGGUGGUGUUGAUGCUAGUGUUGUAGAACUGAUGAUACGACAUGGCGCUGAUGUUAACAAGGCUGAUUGGUGGGGAAACACAGCAUUUCACUAUUUUUGUGCGAGUGGUGAUGUUGAUGCUAGUGUUGUAGAACUGAUGAUACAACAUGGCGCUAUCCAUUCAAGUAAGAAUAAAGACUAGAGUGUAAGAAACCACUGGGAAAUUCCACCUAUAACCGCUUUUGAAACAGUAUUUAGUCAAGAUGAAUCAGUGCCUAUUCAUUUCUUUUAUACCAUGUGUCACUGUUAUCCUGCUUCGUGUAUAUCCGUUGAAUUAAUAGAAACUAGAGGUGUGUCAUCACUUACAAUGAGACUAUAUAUCAGAGCGUCUCCACCGAGGCCACAAACUUCUCUGAAAUUAAUUAAUUAAUAUCGUAUUUUCCUGAAAGAAAACUAUUUUGUUAUGGUUGUUAUGUCAUUGGCAUGCCAUUGGUUGUUUACAGCAAACUUAUCCCUAGCUCCUAAACCAUGGUAUUUCCUUUUCGGAAUAGGGCGGUCGGGUAGCCCAGUGGUUAAAGCGUUCGCUCGUCACGCCGAAGACCCGGGUUCGAAUCCCGACAUUGGUACAAUGUGUGAAGCCCAUUUCUGGUGUCCCCCGCCGUGAUAUUGCUGGAAUAUUGCUAAAAGCGGCGUAAAACCAUACUCACUCACUCACUCCUUUUCGGAAUAGAGUUUGUCUGUAUUUGAUUCUUACUAGAUAAUGUGUGGCAUUUCCAUUUUUUCGGAAUAGAAAUAAAACCUUCUAUAAUGACUAUUAUAACUGCAUCAAUUAUAAUUACAGUAUGCAGUAUCAGACAGUGUAUAUACAUUAUAAACAACUAUAUAUAUAUAUUGCCUAAUGAUGCCAAAUCAGAAGAAAUACUAGUACUGCAUGCGUAAUGCAUGCGUUUAAACAUUUACAGAGAAUGCAUAGUUGUAUCUUGAAGGAUUACUACUGAACAACAAUGUUAUUGUGAAGUUUCAUUCAGCAUAGCAACAGCAUAUGUCAACUAAUCUGUAAUUACAAAACAUGCCAGAAGUGUGUUGUUGCGACAUAUAGGUAAACAUUGCCUGGUUCAAAAUAUUCAAUAGAUUGGUUGCAGCUGGCAUUUGUUAUUUUCGAUUUCUACUUAUUUAGUUAUGAUCAUAUGUGACACGCAUGGAAGUUGUACAGUACACAAUACAAUUAUGAUUACCCUUUUCGCGAACACCUGGUAUCAUCACUGAUUUUCAGAGGUCCAUUCAUGACAUUUCCACAGCUGUUUCAGCGAAAAAACAAGACUGAUUAUUCUCUUGCAUUUGCAUUUGAUAUGUACAAUGCAAUCAAAAUCUUCAAAAUACUACUCAUGUGAUUAUAAUUCUGAAUUGUAACUAAAACCAUCAUUAUAAUGAUAAGUCAUCAUUUAUGAAUUUGUCAUCAAACGCACAUUAAUUUGUCAUUACAAGUAUUUAUGUUUUCGGAAGUCUCUUUCAGCGUGUGUACAAUGGUUGUGGAGAAAUAAUACCAUGAACCUCACUUUCACAAACGGACAAUCAAUAGAACAAAACAGACAAAUCCUCAACAAUUGACAGAUUUACAAAAGAGUUGUUGCAAUGGUUUUUAAAUCAAUUUUGAAUUAGAUGGCACGUGAUGUUAUAACUGUCUGCAUAUGGUUUCUAACAUGUUGGGUCAUAUCUCAUCAACUCGACCAUCGCCUUGUAUCUCAUAAAAGUAACGACCAUGAUGAGAAUGUUUGCUAGGGUAUAUAUAAGGGAAGGUUGUCGGUGAAAUGGGUCGUUUUGAGACGUGAGUUUUGUCUACAUUAUGUUACACAACUCUGUUAUACUCUUUAGUGCAUAAUUAGUUUGUAUAUAAUGUAUUUGGAUAGAUUUAAGGUUGUAUUAUAUUAUUCCUAUUUUGUAUAUAAGGAAUAGAUUAUCAUGAUAGCAGUAAUUGUGUUUAUGUAGGCACAGGUCGUUAUAUGUUAGCUUAUGAAUAUAUAGUGUUGAAAUGAUCAUGAAUAAGAUAUUCCUGACGUUAUGGUCGAAGAUAUUGUGAUGUGAAAAUAUUUGUGCAUUAGAAGAUGGUUUGAGAUAAACAAUGAGUUAGUGCUACCUGUUUAUAUGUCUGGUUUAGACACCGAAUAUUCCAGUACUCUUAUGAUUGAACUUCAUACCACGUUAGCCUUGGAUAGGAUUGAACAUGUCCCGUUUCACCUCCAAGAGGAGCAGGUUAGGAUGCCGGAGAAGCCGUGUACCACCACAGGAGUCCAGGGGGAGUCCGGGAACCAACCCAGCUACUUAACAGGAGGUCAGAGGUCGCCACUGUCGAGGGUCAGAGUUGUAGCUGACAACUGUAUUUUUCAGGUAUGUCGAUGACAUAACGGAGACACAGAGGAACUGUUCACCUUUGUGUGUGUGGCAUUCGGCGAUCAUCAGAGGGUGAGGAAUAGUAUAUGUAUGUCGUAUGUGUGUGCGACAUGGACGUGUACUAUGUGUAUAUUGCCUAGCUCAGGAUUCAUUUGAUGAGUGACAUCACCCUAACCACCAGAAACUGUGACAUCAGGAACUGUAACGAUCAGAAACUGUGACCAUCAGGAACUGUGAACAUCAAAACUGUGACAUCAGAAACUGUGACAUCAGGAACUGUAACGAUCAGAAACUGUGAUCAUCAGGAACUGUGACCAUCAAAACUGUGACAUCAGAAACUGUGACAUCAGGAACUGUGACAUCGGGAACUGUGACCAUCAGGAACUGUAACCAUCAGAAACUGUGACCAUCAAAACUGUGACAUCAGAAACUGUGACAUCAGGAACUGUGACAUCGGGAACUGUGACCAUCAGGAACUGUAACCAUGAGAAACUGUAACCAUCAGGAACUAUAACAUCAGAACCUGUAACCAUCAGAAUAUGUAACCAUCAGAAAUUGUAACCACCAGAAAUUGUAACCGCCAGAAACUGUAAACAUCAGAAACUGUGACCAUCAAAAACUGUAACCAUCAGAAACUGUAACCAUCAGGAACUGUAACCAUCAGAAACUGUAACCAUCAGGAACUGUGAACAUCAGAAACUGUGACCAUCAAAAACUGUAACCAUCAGAAACUGUAACCAUCAGGAACUGUGAAUAUCAGAAACUGUAAUCAUCAGAAACUGUAAACGUCAGAAACUGUAAACGUCAGGAACUGUAACCAUCAGAACUGUAACCAUCAGAAACUGUAACCGCCAGAAACUGUAACCACCAGGAACUGUAACAUCAGAACCUGUAACCAUCAGAACAUGUAACCAUCAGAAAUUGUAACCAUCAGAAACUGUAACCAUCAGGAACUUUAACAUCAGAACAUGUAACCAUCAGAACAUGUAACCAUCAGAAAACUGUGACAUCAGGAACUGUAACCAUCAGAAACUGUGACAUCGGGAACUGUGAACUCCAGAACCUGUAACCAUCAGAAACUGUAACCAUCAGAAACUGUAACCAUCAGGAACUUUAACAUCAGAACCUUUAACCAUCAGAACAUGUAACCAUCAGAAACUGUAACCAACAGGAACUGUAACCAUCAGGAACUGUGACAUCAGAAACUUUACGAGUGAUUGUUGUAAUAAAUAUGUUUAGUGGUGUGUUAUUGUCUUUAGUUUAGUACAGUUGUGCCUAGUUUAAGGUAGUAAGGAUGGUUAAGUGACUGUCCAUAUGAUAGUAAAGAAAUUCCUGUUAUUGUGGGAGUAAUAAACUUGUUAAAACAAA
Haliotis rufescens (red abalone) is the source of this 7244-nucleotide messenger RNA. RefSeq lists its product as uncharacterized. The transcript has 9 exons. Gene Ontology annotation, molecular function: protein binding. The record is from RefSeq and is a predicted model, not a curated record. Bases 202 to 3690 code for a protein of 1162 amino acids. NCBI's taxonomy places the organism in Eukaryota, Metazoa, Mollusca, Gastropoda, Lepetellida, Haliotidae. Gene Ontology annotation, cellular component: cytoplasm; nucleus.